This is a messenger RNA of Ictidomys tridecemlineatus (thirteen-lined ground squirrel), 9976 nucleotides long. RefSeq names its product immunoglobulin superfamily member 10 (gene Igsf10). NCBI's taxonomy places the organism in Eukaryota, Metazoa, Chordata, Mammalia, Rodentia, Sciuridae. The record is from RefSeq and is a predicted model, not a curated record. Gene Ontology annotation, molecular function: protein binding.
GAUAGUGGAUGUGGACACGAUGACACGUUUGCCUAAGAGAAUUUGCAGAGAAACUCCUGAGACUGAAGGGCAGGCUGGAGUGCGAGCACUGGCCACAUUGAGUGACAGCUCCUAGGAGAACCAACUCCGGAGGAGAAAGGACUUCAAAGCCUCCACCCUCAGUCCCCAGGAAGGGGACCUCGGAGAAACUUGGCUGCGGCUGGAGCUCUGAAGGGGUCGCAGCGCCUCCCUUCCCAGCUGUAGUAAAAUCACCCUGAGCCAUUUGCUCCGUUUGGGAGGAGAGAACUUUUUUCUGCCUUGAGUUUGGACGUGAUUUUCUCCUAUUUGGAAAGAUUUUCUGCCCCUGCCUAUGUCACAGGAAGAUUCGGGACUGGGAAAGAAGAGUUCAGGAUGAGGGUGAAGACCAUCUGCUUGCUGGUCACCUUCACUGGGGUCCUCCUGGUGACUGCCCCCAGGAGCAGAGCCUGUCCCCGCCGCUGCACCUGCUAUGUGUCCACAGAGGUGCACUGCACAUUUCGGUACCUGACCUCCAUCCCAGAGAGCAUUUCACCCAAUGUGGAACGCAUCAAUUUAGGGUACAACAGCUUGGUUAGAUUGACGGCAAUGGAUUUUUCUGGCCUGAGCAAGUUGGAGCUGCUCCUGCUGCACAGCAAUGGCAUCCACAUCAUCGCUGAUAGGACCUUCUCGGAUCUGCAGGCGCUGCAGGUCUUAAAAAUGAGCUAUAACAAAGUUCGCAAACUUGAGAAAGAUACUUUCCAUGGCCUCAGGAGCCUGACCCGGCUGCACAUGGACCACAACAACAUUGAGUUCAUAAACCCCGAGGCUUUCUAUGGGCUCAGUUCUCUCCGCCUGCUGCAGUUGGAAGGGAACCAGCUCACUAAGCUCCAUCCAGAUACCUUUGUGUCUCUGCGUUUCCUCCAGGUGUUUAAGACAUCCUUCCUCAAGUACCUGUACUUGUCUGACAACUUCCUGCCCUCCCUCCCUCAGGAGAUGCUCUCCUACAUGCCUGCCCUAGAGAGCCUCUAUCUGCACGGGAACCCGUGGGUCUGUGACUGCCAUCUGAGGUGGUUGUCUGACUGGAUACAGGAGAAGCCAGAUGUAAUAAAAUGCAAAAAAGACAGAGGUACCUCUGGUCUGCAGCUGUGUCCUGCUUGCAUGAACCCCCAGAGUGUUAAGGGCAGGCCCUUUGCUCUGGUCCCAGCUGCCACUUUCCUGUGUGUGAAGCCAACCAUCAACCCGUCUCUGCAAUCAAAGAGACCGAUUGUUCCAGAAGACAGUGGUUCUGCCUCCAUCUCUCCCCGAGACUUCCUGGCACCCCUCGGAUCCCUAACUCUGAAUAUGACAGACCAGUUUGGAAACAAAGCUAACGUGGCCUGCAGCGUUCAGAAGCCCUCCACGACACGGCCCAUGGCGUUCAUUGAAGAAAACAACCACAUCUUCCUCAAUCUGUCACUUUCAACAUUCCUGGUGUGCAACUUGGAUCCCAGUGACAUUCAGCCAGUGUGGCACAUUCUGGCUUUGUACAGUGAUGCCCCUCUGACACUGGAAAGGACCCGCUUGCCUCCUGAAACACCGCAGCUGCGCUACAAAUACAGACAGGUGGCACCUAAGCCCGAAGACAUCUUUACUAACGUGGAGGCCGACCUCAGAGCGGAUCCCUCGUGGUUGAUGCAGAACCGGAUCUCUUUGCAGCUGAACAGAACUGCGACCACCCUGGGGACAUUACAGAUCCAGUUCGCAAGUGAGGCUCAAGUCACUUUACCAGCCACAGCGGGGGAGCCAGGGACACACAAGUGGACUAUGAUUUCAAGGAAUAACGACACCAAGCUGGAGCACACCGUCCUGGUUGGUGGCACCAUUGCUCUGGACUGCCCAGGCCAAGGGGAACCCAGCCCACACUUGGAGUGGCUUCUAGCCGAUGGGAGCAAAGUGAGGGCCCCCUAUGUUAGUGAGGAUGGACGAAUCCUCAUAGACAAAGGUGGAAAGCUGGAACUCCAGAUGGCCGAUGGUUCUGACUCGGGCAUGUACCACUGCGUAAGUACCAAUUACGGUGACGCAGACGUCCUCAGCUACAGGAUCACUGUGGUAGAGCCCCGCGUGCAGGCUCUUCCUGAACGGGGGGUUCGUCACACAGUUUUUGCUGGUGACACGCUUGAUCUCCCAUGCCAUGCUACUGGGACCCCAGACGCCUCUGUUAGCUGGGUCCUUCCAGGAAGCUCUGUCCUCCAUCAGUCCUCAGGAGGAAAGCAAAUUCUUAACAAUGGCACAUUGAGAAUCCCGCAGGUCACCCCAGAAGACCAAGGUCAGUAUUGCUGUGUAGCAGCCAACCCUUCGGGGGUGGAUUUUCUGCUUUAUCAAGUUUCAGUCAAAAUGAAAAGUCAAAGGCCAUCAGAGCAGGAGGGGGAUGCAGAUGGAUCUGGACUUGGGGAGCCCAGUCCCAGCUCUCGCCCUCAGGAGUCUGUGGUUGGUGGGCUCCCUCCGUCUGCUUCCUUGGGGACUCAGGCUAGGAGACCAGUCUCCAGAGCAAGUAAGAAUGACAGAGGGGGGUUCACCCCGCUGCUGCGGGGAGGGUCAGCACACCGAGGCCUGAGGGAGCAUAGGAGGCACUUUCCCCCCUCUGCACGGAGGAUUGACCCACGACACUGGGCAGCUCUUUUGGAGAGAGCCAAAAAGAAUACUGUGCCACAGAAACGGGAAAGCACCACGGCAGGGCCACCCACGCCAGGCUCCCGGCUCCUGAGCUCACCUGGCGAGGAAGAGGGCUCUUCGGGUGUGCUCCCCCCAGAAGAGGAGUCUUCGGGCCCCACAGCUCCCAGUGCUAUGGCAAGGGUGGAGGCCACUGGCCCUGGAGGAAUGGCCCCGAGCCCUGUGGCCAACAGAGCCUCUGACACAGAAGCCUCCCCCAUGGUGAGUCCGCCUGUGCAGCCUGAAAACCCUACAGGUUUCAAGCAGUCCACCACUUCUAAAACCACAGCCACACCCGAGGACCUAGAUCCAAGUAGUUCAAGCCAAAUGCACGGUGCAGCCAGCCAAAAUCCAGCCGCUGUCUCUCCACCGAUGCCCAGAACGACUGAAUUUCAGGAGUCUGAGCAGAUGGGGAGGUACGAGCAUCUCCAAAAGGCUCCUCCAACAACACAGAGGACUGUGACCAGAGAUGCCCUCAUCAAAACGCUUAAUAGCAAUAACAGGGCUGAUGUGGUCUUAGAGUCGGUAAAUACCACAAACGGCCACCAGACACCAGUGACGGGAGCCAGUGAACCCAGGAGCGAGCAAUCCUAUUCUUACACUCUGCAAGGACUUAGCACCUCUAGGCUCCCUUCAGAGCCACACGUUACUGCUGAUCCUUCAUUUCAGGUUCCUAGAAGUAGCACUGCUGGCACCCCACUCCCAAGACGCUUUGGGCGGCGCAGGAAAAUUUGGGGCAGAGGGCGAAUUAUUAGCCCAUACAGGACUCCAGUUCUCCGACGGCACGGAUACGGCAUGGUGGGGCCUGCAGUCCGGGGCUCUGCUGAGGAAAGCACUACCACACCUUCAGCCUCAGAGCUCCCUGUGAGGUGCCUGUCCUGUCCUCCCACAGAGGCACUGGCCUCUGCUACAACAGCGACGUCUUCUCUAGGUCCUCCCCCCAGCACCCACCCUAACGCUGACGUCACCAUGGUCACAGCAGAUGGAUCCACAACUCUAGCCCAGAAUCCUUCAUUAUCUGAGAACAAAACAGAGGUGGAUAUUGAUAAAACAUUGCCCACAAUAAAAUAUGUCAGUGCUGAAAGUAGCCACGGGGCCCCCACUGCAGCCACGACUCCUGCCCCCACCUCCACACCUCUGAAUCAACCUCUCCUAGCAGAUAAUAGUUCCCUGAGUGUAUCCACCACCAGCGAAGCCAGAGGACAGUCGGGGAUUACACCACCUCUUCCAGGUCCUGUCAUCAAGCCACCAGUGCCCACGGCUCUGCCCACUACAAGAUUCUCAAUAAGGAAAAUCCCCUGGCAUCAGAUCUUUGUAAAUAACUAUAAACAAAAAGGGAUAUUAAAGAAUCUGCGUACGUUUGGUUUACAGAAAAGUACAGCUACGAUGCUUCCUAGAAUAUCUCCUGCUCUACCCACAAAUCACAUUCCUGGCUUCCCUCCUGCAACGUUCUCAGCAAGGCUGAUGCAGAUUCCACCUGUAACACUGGCUGCCACCCACCACAACACCAGCAAAACCCCCAGAUCUGGACACCACCCCACAGGGAGGGAGCUGCUCUUCCCAUCCUCCCACUCCCUGCUUCCCACUCCCACCCCCAGAGAAUCGAGCACACUUGGCUUCCAACCAGUGCAAACAGCCUCCCUGACAGGUGCCCCCACUGCUCCCACAUCUGUCAUUAUCUAUAAGACCCAAACAACAGGACCCAGGUCCCCAGAAUAUCCAGGAGAACAAGAGCCUCGGAGGAACAGGAAUGACCCGAGCAUCUCUCCAGGCCAGAGUGCUGACCUGCCUCUCUCCGCCACCGUGACACCUGUUCCAGCCAUAGCUGAAACUUCCCUUGAGCCUGGCGUCUCUGCUUUCACUCCCCCACCGCUGGAAGACACAGGUGGGAUUUCAAGCACAACUGGUCUUCACUCAAGAACCCUUCCCCUGACAGGUGUACCUGAAGGGCCGCCCCAAGAGACCACCCAGACUCUGAGGAGCACAACUGCUUCCAAAAUGUUGGUGUCCAGCAAAUCACCCCAAAGUACGGCAGCCAGGAAAAUCAGUGUUGGACCCUCAAGCAAGCCACCAUUCCUGAGCAGCCGUGGUCCUCUAGUGCCGAUUCCCACCUCCCUGCUCCCCACGCAAACUGUAGUUACUGACAGAUUGGCAACUCCCGUCUUCAAGAUGAGGACGGAUACAGUGGUCACCUUGAACAAGUCCUUGAGGCAUGAUGCUGAUCUACAGCAAUUAGCAGCAGCCGUCACAGCACCUCCCCAGCAGCCAGAUGCCAAACUUGUGACUGGAGUGGCCCACUUCACCAACCCCAGCUGGGGACGCCCUACUCUCACCCCGAGACCAAGAUCGAUAACAAUUAAGUCUCAGGAUUCCAAAUGGACUCCCUUGUCCUGGCCAGAAAACCAGUUUGGGCCCAAGUUAUACCCAGAAAUUGCAGGCAAAGGUAAAAAUCCAGUCCCAAGUGAGUUGCCCACUCUGAGCUUACCAGAGGCCACCUCUCAGACUUCAAACUGGGAUGGACAGAAGACGGAUAAGAAAGCUAGUCAAAAAAUCAUGACUUUCCAGCUCCUUCCCUCUGACUCUUUGUUGAGGAGUAUGUUUGAAAAGCCCAGAAUAGUUGGAGGAAACGCUGCCAGCUUCACGGUUCCUGCGCACUCGGAUGCCUUUCUCCCUUGCACAGCCGUUGGGAACCCCCCGCCCACCGUCCACUGGAUCAGAGUCUCAUCAGGACUUGAAUUGUCUAAGAGGAAACAGAAUAGCAGGUUCCAGGUACACCCCAAUGGCACUCUGUCUAUCCAGAGGGUCAGCAUUCAGGACCGUGGACAGUACCUUUGCUCAGCGUCCAACCCAUUUGGCACGGACCACCUUCAUGUCACCUUGUCCGUGGUUUCCUAUCCCCCCAGGAUCCUGGAGAGACGCACUGAAGAGAUCACGGUCUAUUCUGGAAGCACCGUGGAGCUGACGUGCAGAGCAGAGGGUAGGCCCAGUCCUAGGGUCUCCUGGAUUCUUGCAAACCAGUCAGUGGUCUCUGAGUCGUCCACAGGAAAUAGACAGGCCCUGGUGACCGCCGACGGAGCUCUAGUCAUCCGAAAGCUGAGCAUUUACGACCGUGGCUUUUACAAGUGUGUGGCCAGCAACUCCGCUGGCCAGGAUUCACGGCUGGUUAGGGUACAAGUCAUCGCGGCUCCCCCAGUCAUUCUAGAGCAGAAGAGGCAAGUCCUCGUGGGGCGUCUGGGGGAGAGCUUGGAACUGCCCUGCACUGCAGAAGGGACUCCUCAGCCCCUCGUUCACUGGGUCCUCGCCGACGGCACUGAAAUAAAACCCCUGCAGGCCUCUAGUGCCAAGUGGUUCUUAGGUGCCAAUGGGACUCUGCACAUCAGCAACCUAGCCCCUGCUGACAGGGGCACUUACGAGUGCAUUGCCACCAGCUCCACUGGCUCGGAGAGAAGGGUGGUGACGCUCAGAGUGGAGGGGCAGGAGACCAGCCCCAGAAUAGAGGUCGCCUCCCCAAGGUGGACAGAGGUGAACCUGGGGGAUGAACUGCUACUGAACUGCUCAGCUGCUGGGGAGCCCACACCCAAGAUAAUCUGGAGGCUUCCAUCCAGGGCGGUGGUCGACCAGUGGCACAGGAUGGGCAGCCGACUGCACGUCUACCCAAAUGGGUCCCUGUUUAUUGGAUCUGUGACAGAAAAAGACGGCGGUGACUAUUUGUGCGUGGCCAGGAACGGCGCGGGGGACGACCUGACCCUGAUGCACGUCAGCCUGAGGCUGAAGCCUGCCAAGAUCCACCACAAGCCACACUUUAGAAAGCAAGUGCUCCAGGGGCGGGACUUCCAGGUGGACUGCAAGGCCUCCGGCUCCCCCGAGCCCGAGAUCUCCUGGAGUCUGCCAAACGGACGAAAGAUCAACCAGGCUGUGCCAGCCCGGGACAGCGGCCACAGGGCCCGCAGGUACACCCUUUUUGACAACGGGACCUUGUACUUCCACAAAGUCGGGAUCACUGAGGAAGGAGACUACACGUGCCAUGCCCAGAACACCCUGGGGAAGGACGAAAUGAGGGUCCACCUCACCGUGCUCACAGCUGCCCCUCGCAUAAGGCGGGGGUACCAGACCAACGUGAGGCUCCAAGCUGGGGACACGGCCGUCCUUGACUGUGAGGUGGUGGGAGAGCCUAAGCCAGGAACGUUCUGGCUGCUGCCAUCUGGCGACACGAUUUCCUCCUCCAGUGGUAGGUACACGGUUCACGCGAAUGGGUCUCUGUCCGUCAGCAAGGUGAGGUCGCUGGAUUCUGGAGAGUACGUGUGUGUGGCCCAGAACCCCAGUGGGCAUGACACCGAAACGUACACAGUGGCCGUCGACUGCAGGCCCCCAAUGAUCAACGACAUCUAUGCCAACAAGACGGUCAUAAAAACCACGGCCGUCAGGCAUUCCAAAAAACACCUGCACUGCAGAGCCGAAGGGACGCCACCGCCCCAGGUCAUGUGGGUCAUGCCGGACAGCAUCGUCCUCACAGCCCCGUACUAUGGCAGCAGAGUCACAGUCCAUGCCAACGGAACCCUGGAAAUCCGGAACGUGAGGCUUUCUGACUCUGCCGAGUUCAUCUGUGUGGCUCGGAACGAAGGGGGAGAGAGCAAGCUGGUGGUGCAGUUAGAGGUCCUGGAGAUGCUCAGGAGACCCACUUUCAGAAACCCCUUGAAUGAAAAAGUGGUUGCCCAGCUGGGACAGCCCACAGCCCUGAACUGCUCUGUGGAUGGCAACCCGCCUCCUGAAAUUAUCUGGAUUCUCCCCAACGGCACCCAGUUUUCUAACGGACCACACCUCUCUCCAUAUCUGGUAGCAAGCAAUGGCUCCCUCCUCAUUCAUAAGACAACUCGGAAAGAAGCAGGAAGAUAUCGGUGUGCAGCUAGGAACCAAGUGGGCUACAUUGAGAAACUGAUCAUACUGGAGAUUGGGCAGAAGCCCGUUAUUGUGACGUAUGCACCAGGGACUGUAAGGGGCCUCGGUGGGGAAUCUCUAUGGCUGCAUUGUGUGUCUGAUGGAAUCCCAAAGCCACACAUCAAAUGGACCACACCAGGUGGUUCUGUGCUAGACAGGCCUCAAAGUAAUGGCAAGUACACCCUGCAUGAAAAUGGCACCUUGGUCAUCAAGGAAGCAACGGCCCACGACGGGGGGAAGUAUGUUUGUCAGGCACAAAACAGCGUUGGCCAGGCACUGAUCACUCUUCCAGUGAGGAUUGUGGCCUACCCGCCCCGAAUUACAAACCGCCCUCCCAGGAGUAUCCUCACAAGGACAGGAGUGGCCUUUCAGCUGCACUGUGUGGCCCUGGGAGUCCCCAAGCCGGAAGUUACCUGGGAAAUGCCUGUCCACUCCUGGCACUCAAGGGCAAGAGAAGGGAGGAGCCAGGGGGGCGAGCAGCUUCACCUGCAAGGCACCCUAGUCCUUCCGAAUCCCCAGACCUGGGACUCGGGGCUGUACAGGUGCACAGCCAGGAACGCCCUCGGUAGUGACUCUGCAGCAACUUACAUUCAAGUCAUCUGACAUGAAACGAAAGCAGCACUGAACAAAGUCAACAUCUGGACAGAAUUUAUUUUUUGGAAGAAGUUUAAUCAAAGGCAGCCAUAGGCAUGUAAAUGAACUUGGAUACAUUUACAAUAUUAAAUUUACAAUGGACAUGCAAAAAAAGACUUAAGUGCAGUAUGAACUGAUACUGAUUUCUUGAAUGGAUCUCAACACAAACUUUUAACUUAAGGCACUUUUAUUUUGCCAACAAAUAACAAACAUUAAGAGGAAAUGGUCCACUGUAAAAUAACAAAUGGCUAAUGCACCUGAAUUUUUCAGUAAAGAAUGAACUUCUUAUUUUCUUUCUACUACCAGUUGCCUAGUGUCACCUUCUAUCAGUGUUACAAGUAUGGCACUGGGGACAGUCAGUGGGGCAGAUUAAAUCUGCAGUCCUUAUGCAAACUCACCAUCUUGAUGUAUAAAGAGUUUGUCAUUGGUUUAUGAAUAUUUUGCUAAACCUACAGAAAACAAGCACUGAACUGUUUUGAUGACAAAUCAUCAUUUGUUCACAAUGACAAUUUUUGUUGAUGGGGAAUACAAAAACGUUUUAAUAACUGCAUUUAAAAAUAAAUGCAGGCUAAUUUUUCCACCUGUAAAAAGCAAUUUAGCACACACCAUAAAAUGUGAAAAGGGGCUGAUUAUAUCUUUGUCCAAAUCUUUCCAUUAAAAAGAUUUUUAAAAUACAAUGAAGCUCCUUUAUGACUAAGCUCUAGCUUGGGAACUCCUGGCUCAGAGCUGUUCAUAAGGAAAGUUUUCUGGGGAGGAAUCUUCCUUUUGGGCAUUUCAUUUCAUUAUGCAAUAAUUCUUUAUGCACUGGGAAAAUGUUUGGGAGAGUUUAAAUUAUUAUAUAAUGAAGCUUCACUGUAUUUAAAAUUUGAUCAACCCUACCCAAAAUGUUGCUUUUUGUAAUUCACUAUUCGUAUUGCAUGCUUAAUUCAAUCUGAAUUAAUUUGGGGGACAUUAUGAUUUAUUUUUCUAAUUCUAGAGGCUGGGGUUUUCCAAUAUAAUUUCUCCAGCAUCUAUACCUAUUAUUUUAGGAUUAUAAGAGCCUUAUAAAUGGGAAAAAGCCAUGGCUCUUAUACAAAUAGCUAAGGACACUGAGACACGCUGGCCCUGCCAGUCACUUGAGACAUGAGGAUGAACUCCCUUUCAGAGGUCACCUGUUUGCCACCAAUCUGGGUAUCCAGUGAAUGGCAAGAGAUCAAAGGACACUUGGACAGUGAUCUCCCUCUACUGCUGAACCAAGAUGGGUAGGUAAAAGGAUGGAGGCAACCUGAUGAGGAACAAGCCUAUGACGUAAGUGGUGUGUCCAAGGGGUCCUCACAUCCAGGCGUUUUGAUAGGGGUACCCACUUCCAUUAGAUUUCAAGGUCUUAUCUUAAAUGGGCUGGGGUCUCUGUCUUAUUAGUCUAAUCUCUCUGCAACUUACCGAGCAAAUCACAAGGUUCUGUACCAGGGCUUUCCCUUGUGAACACUUUAAUGCAAACUAAUGCAUUUGCUACAAAAGAAACAUAUCAGGAUAGAGAAAUAUGACUAACUUAAAAGUUCCAAUUGCUUUCCUUAUAACGCACAAGAAGAAAACAGCUCUAGUUUUUCCUAAACCUUCCAUAGCGUUUCAGAAUUAUAGGGACUUACUCAAGACUUAGCCUCCUCACCUUAAUGCAACCACAAAGGUACUCCCCAUAGCUUUCAUGUGCAAAAUGAUUAAUAAAUAAACUUCUGCAAAAUGUAAA